Molecule: messenger RNA, 360 nt
Organism: Symbiodinium sp. CCMP2456
Lineage: Eukaryota; Dinophyceae; Suessiales; Symbiodiniaceae
Source: the annotation of a GenBank genome assembly
AUGAAGGCUCCUCCGACCGAUGAGUGUCUCUGGCCAGACAUGCAGUGGACCCCCAGAGCCGAUAUCAAGGCUCCGGCAGGUGGGGCAGCAGAGGAGUGUCUCUGGCCAGACCUCAACUGGACCCCGCGUGCCGAUGCCACGCUACAAGGCACGUGUCCUCUUGUGCCGGACAUGGACUUGACAGCUGGCGAGAUGCAAACACAGACGAAGACUGAAGACCACGAUGCUGAAAGUGAGACUGACCUUGGAGAUGCAGGGAAAGUGUGUCUUUGGCCGGACAUUCCAUGGACACCCCGCUCUUCAGAUGGCGAUGUCAAGCCUUCACCUGACAAUGGCCUCUGGCCUAGCAUGAACUGGUAG